Molecule: messenger RNA, 198 nt
Organism: Diplodia corticola
Lineage: Eukaryota; Fungi; Ascomycota; Dothideomycetes; Botryosphaeriales; Botryosphaeriaceae
Exons: 2
Coding region: 1-198 (65 amino acids)
Source: RefSeq, a predicted model, not a curated record
AUGCGUUUCUCUCUCUCCAUCAUUACCCUCUUCCUCGCCUCUGCCCUUGCAGCUCCGGCAAGCGAAGCACCGGAGGCGUCGGGCCUUCUGCAGGCAAGGUGCAUCGCCAACGGCGUUGAAUGCAUCAACGACGUCAACAGCUGCUGCAGCAACCUUUGUGCAAUGGACAAGACACUGGGAACUUACACAUGCCAGUAA